AAGACCAAGACCAAGACCAAGGGUGGAAAAUGUUGGGGUGCCGCGAUGGGUACGUCCUUCUGCGAUGGAACACCAAGAAGGUGGCCGUCUACGACCCCCUCACAGGGGCCCUGCAUCUCUUCCCCGCCCCGCCCCAUGAGGUGUUCAGCGCACACCCCGAAUACACUGAAGCUGAGUUCCACGUGAUCCCCUCCGAAGCCGACGACCGGUCGUUUCGUGUCCCCAAGGAACACGGGGGGAAGCAGAUCGCCGUCUUGUCACCGGCGGACACCAUGGAGUGGCAGAUUGCCCCAACUCCGUGGAGCCUCCAGUAUGCUGCUGGCAAUGUAGAGCUAGUGAGGAACGGGCUUGUUUACUGGGCAUCUUCAGGCCAAGACGAAGACCACUCUAUCCCUGUGCUGGACACUGCAACGCUGCAAUUCUCUCAAACACAUCUGCCGAUUGGGCCUUCCGGUGUCUUAGGUGAGACCAGGGAUGGGAAGCUCUGUUUGGCUUGCGCGUGCAGCGACAACCUUGAGCUUUUUGUUUGGGUCCUGAGGGCCGGUCGUGACAGCGUCGACAAAUGGAGGAAGAACAGGACAUUUGAGAUCGUGGAUGUGAUGGGUAAGCUCGCUCUCAACAUUGUAGACGAGUGUCCUUCGCUGAAUGUCGUGGCUAUUGUGGGUGGCAUUGUGUAUCUGACUAUUCACCAGAACGAGCCUCCUAACUGGCUCAUAUCCUUCUGCAUUGAAACAAGGGAGUUGCAGAAGCUCUGCCAGAUAACUACCUCUGAGUUCUGCUAUCCCUACAUCAUGGCGUGGCCUCCCUCUUUGGUGCCCAGUAAGACAACCGCAGCCUUAUCCAGUUAAAUUCUGACUGAGCUGCCUGGAACUAUGUAGCUUGAAUGGUUAGAAACUGGAAUGCAAAUUCACUGUAGGUGCUACAGCAUGCUGGUCUUGUUGAUCCACAAGGAGAAUCUGAACUAUCUUCAGCUAUAACUUGUACGGAGUAUCUGUUUGUGGAACUUCCUUAGAACUGUCAAGCGGCAAGGUAAUAUGUAAUGAUACCAUGAUGUAAUGAAACAACGGGUGAUGAUG
Lolium rigidum is the source of this 1076-nucleotide messenger RNA. RefSeq lists its product as uncharacterized. The transcript is spliced from 2 exons. The coding region runs from base 30 to 848 and encodes 272 amino acids. The record is from RefSeq and is a predicted model, not a curated record. Lineage: Eukaryota; Viridiplantae; Streptophyta; Magnoliopsida; Poales; Poaceae.